AUGGCGAAAUUAUCCAAGGCUCAGAAAAAGCAAAUAUACAUUGAGAAACUGAGCUCACUAAUCCAACAAUAUACUAAAAUAUUAAUUGUACAUGUAGACAAUGUUGGAUCAAAUCAAAUGGCAAGUGUGCGUCAGAGUUUAAGGGGGAAGGCUAUCGUAUUAAUGGGAAAGAAUACAAGAAUAAGGACAGCAUUAAAAAAAAAUUUGCAGAAUGUACCACAGAUAGAAAAAUUAUUACCAUUAGUAAAAUUAAAUAUGGGUUUCGUAUUUUGCAAGGAAGAUUUAUCAGAAGUUAGAAAUAUUAUUCUUGAAAACAAAUCACCAGCACCUGCAAGAUUAGGUGUUAUAGCACCAAUUGAUGUAUUUAUUCCACCAGGUCCAACAGGUAUGGAUCCAUCGCACACAUCUUUUUUUCAGUCUUUAGGUAUAUCGACAAAAAUUGUAAAAGGUCAAAUUGAAAUACAGGAGCAUGUGCAUCUAAUUAAGCAGGGAGAAAAAGUAACAGCUUCAUCAGCAACACUCUUACAAAAAUUUAAUAUGAAACCUUUUUCAUAUGGUGUUGAUGUACGAACUGUUUAUGAUGAUGGAGUUAUAUAUGACGCAAAAGUUUUAGAUAUUACUGAUGAAGAUAUUUUAAAGAAAUUUUCAAAAGGUGUUUCCAAUGUAGCUGCAUUGUCCAGAGCAGUUGGUAUAAUAACAGAGGCUUCUUAUCCUCAUGUAUUUGUUGAAGCAUUUAAAAAUAUUGUUGCUUUAGUAAUUGAUACAGAUUAUACAUUCCCAUUAAUGAAGAAAAUUAAAGACAUGGUUGAAAAUCCCGAAGCAUAUGCUGCUGCGCCUGUUGCUUCUUCAGCAGCCAAACAAGAUGCACCUAAAAAGGAAGAAACGAAAAAACAGGAAGAAGAGGAAGAAGAAGAAGAAGAUGGAUUUAUGGGAUUUGGAAUGUUUGAUUAG
Molecule: messenger RNA, 951 nt
Organism: Plasmodium malariae
Lineage: Eukaryota; Apicomplexa; Aconoidasida; Haemosporida; Plasmodiidae
Product: 60S ribosomal protein P0, putative
Exons: 1
Coding region: 1-951 (316 amino acids)
Biological process (GO): ribosome biogenesis; cytoplasmic translation; ribosomal large subunit assembly
Cellular component (GO): cytosolic large ribosomal subunit
Molecular function (GO): large ribosomal subunit rRNA binding; structural constituent of ribosome
Source: RefSeq, a predicted model, not a curated record